Molecule: messenger RNA, 3013 nt
Organism: Entelurus aequoreus (snake pipefish)
Lineage: Eukaryota; Metazoa; Chordata; Actinopteri; Syngnathiformes; Syngnathidae
Gene: gng7
Product: guanine nucleotide binding protein (G protein), gamma 7
Exons: 7
Coding region: 708-914 (68 amino acids)
Biological process (GO): G protein-coupled receptor signaling pathway
Cellular component (GO): heterotrimeric G-protein complex
Molecular function (GO): G-protein beta-subunit binding
Source: RefSeq, a predicted model, not a curated record
GCACGGUGUGCCCCCUCCCUUCCAGUAUCAUGUAUCUUUUUGGACAUCACCACAUCAAAAAAUGAACACAAGAUGUCAAAACGGCCAAAACUGUCAGGUGCCCAGGGAAGAAAAAAUAGAAAAGAAGAGGAGGAGAAACGAGAAAAAACAGAGGUAGCAGAGGGGUGUAACGGAAAAUAAUUGAGAAGCACUGCAUGAAUACAUCUGGGAAAGACUUGAGAGGCCCCAAAAUGAGCGUGGGCGGAGGAAGGCCGACCCUGUCAGCAGCAGGCUGAUAUCUUUUUAGUGUCCACCCUUAUGUGCCUUCAAGAAGCCGCCGGACCAAAGAUUUCCGGAAGCUACAACAAGACGUGGCUUGAAGCCCUCCCACACCCAUGUGUCACCCUUCAAGGUCGAAACGUCUCAACACCGAAGGAGUGCAAGUGAGAGUCCACAUCCACAAGCAGCACUCCCAGUGCUGUGAGGGCGAAAUGUGUUUGUGUCGGGCCUGACAGGAAUAGAAGGAGCUGCCCCAGCCCCACCUGCCGUGGAUGAGGAGCACCACAAGUGGAACCACAGCGCUCCCUCGUGGAAGGAAGACGUCAACGUUAGCUCACCUGUUUGUGUCCCGCUGACUGAUCUUCUCCUUGCAUCUCCCAUCCUAAGAGUUUCCUGCCUUCCUCCAUCAUUCAGUUUUCUCCAGUGUUGGUGCAUUCUGAUGGAUCAGUAUGUCCACCACUAAUAACAUCGCCCAGGCCAGAAAACUGGUGGAACAGCUGCGCAUCGAGGCGGGCAUCGAACGGAUUAAGGUAUCCAAAGCAGCCGCCGACCUGAUGAGUUACUGCGAGCAGCACGCUCGUAGCGACCCGCUGCUGGUCGGCGUUCCCACCUCGGAAAACCCUUUUAAGGACAAGAAGCCCUGCAUCAUCCUAUAGCUGCGCACCACCAUCUCACACACACACACACACAUAUAGAUAAAUACACACACAUGGCCAUUAAGUCCCAAACCAACACACACACACACACUACCCACACCACACACAGUCCCAAAAUAGCCUCUCUGGAAAAGCGCCAUAACCUGAAGCCAGAGCGAUGAGUGUGGAGGUGUUGUUUGGUGGAGGGUGUUCUUUUUUCUUCUUCUUCUUUUAUUUUUGGUCCUCACAGUGGCUGAGACAGGCCAAGGUGCUUUAGUAUAAUAUUCACAUUAUGCUGGUAAACAAUACAAGUGUCAUCUUAAAUGGAGGAGCAGCAUUUAUUUGGAAGAAUGGUGGCAAGGAGCAUCUUUUACCUCCUCUUUUGCUUAGCAAGGGGGUAUAUAUUGCUUUACACUCUAAAUUGAGCUUUAUGGGAUUAUGGGUGGGCUUGUUCCUACUACCCAUUACGUCAUCUCCAGAUGUUGAGGUGUUCCCCCGCAGAACACACAGUCGUUUCUGGACUUUUUUUGGUGGGGUAUUUUGUUGACGUGCUCAUGUUGUCUUAAACUGGGCAUACACCGUACUGUUUUAUUAAUUUGCACGGUUUGUACGUUUAGCGCCUGCCUGCACGUUGGGUCAGAACUGUUCCGCUCAAGUCCUGCAGAUGGCAUUAUGUGCGGCCAGACUAACAAAUGUUGGUAAAGACGUGCCAUGCCGAUGUUAAAACGCGACGUCGUCCACUUAUCAUCUGUGCCUUGAUUUGGGUCAAUAAGUCAUGACUCGAUUUGUCUGAGGGAAAUUAAUUAAUCUGAUCUUUGUACGAAAUCGGGGGUUACCUUAAACCAGGGGUGUCCAAAGUGCAGCCCUGGGGCCAUUCGCAGCCCGCAGCCUGAGUUUUGUUGGCCCGCAAGCAUAUUGUCAGGAAAAAAAAAACAACAUUAAAAAGGAAUACAUUAAAAAAAAAAGGAACGUAAUGAGGAAAAAGCUGAAUUUUUCAAACUGAUAAAUAAUAAUUACCGUAUUUUUCGGACCAUAGGGCGCAUGAGCGGGUCUAUUCAGGUCGGUUUUCACACAAAAGGCGCACCGGGUUAUACGAAUGGUCUAUUUUCGAUAUAUUUUCAUAUAUAAGACGCACCGCAUUAAAGGAGUCAUAUUUUGUAUUUAUUUUUUCUAAAUGUAAUAAACUUCCUUGUAGUGUACAUCAGUGGUCCCCAACCUUUUUUUGCACCACGGACCGGAUUUAUGUACCGUAUUUUUCGGAGUAUAAGUCGCACCGGCCGAAAAUUCAUAAUAAAGAAAGAAAAAAACAUAUAUAAGUCGCACUGGAGUAUAAGUCGUAUUUUUUGGGGAAAUGUAUUUGAUAAAACCCAACACCAAGAAUAGACAUUUGAAAGGCAAUUUAAAAUAAAUAAAGAAUAGUGAACAACAGGCUGAAUAAGUGUACGUUAUAUGACGCAUAAAUAACCAACUGAGAACGUGCCUGGUAUGUUAACGUAACAUAUUAUGGUAAGAGUCAUUCAAAUAACUAUAACACAUAGAACAUGCUAUACGUUUACCAAACAAUCUGUCACUCCUAAUCGCUAAAUCCCAUGAAAUCUUAUACGUCUAGUCUCUUACGUGAAUGAGCUAAAUAAUAUUAUUUGAUAUUUUACGGUAAUGUGUUAAUAAUUUCACGCAUAAGUCGCUCCUGAGUAUAAAUCGCACCCCCGGCCAAACUAUGAAAAACACUGCGACUUAUAGUCCGAAAAAUACGGUAUAAGACGCACCGGAUUACAAGGCGCAUUAAAGGAGUCAUAUUUUUUUAUUUAUUUUUUCUAAAUGUAAAACACUUCCUUGUAGUCUACAUCAGUGGUCCCCAACCUUUUUUGCACCACGGUCCGGUUUUAUGUAGGCAUUAUUUUCAGGGACCGGCUUUCCACUUGUGCCAGAUAAAUACAGCAAAAAUAAGUGCAUGAAAAAUACAACUCACUAUAACGCUGAAUUAGUGGGAGCUCUGGACUUGUUUCUUUGUAAUGAGAUGCAGAUGGGAAUCAGCUUUUGGCUACAAUCUGUCACAUUUAUAUUUUAAAUGCUCAUUAAUGUGCAUUGUAUUAUGUCACAAAGCUAUAACAAAUGUAACA